Molecule: messenger RNA, 888 nt
Organism: Culex quinquefasciatus (southern house mosquito)
Lineage: Eukaryota; Metazoa; Arthropoda; Insecta; Diptera; Culicidae
Exons: 2
Coding region: 434-856 (140 amino acids)
Source: RefSeq, a predicted model, not a curated record
AUUGCUGUGUGUGGGUGGGCUCUUUCCAUCGAACCCUCAGGGACCGCUCUUUAAUUAUAUCUGAUUAAGUUUUAGUUAUGUAUGAUGAGAUAUAAAACACAACACGCAAAAAAAUCAAUGUGGUUUGAAUCAAAAAAAUAUUUUGUUGUUUUGACUUGACGAUUUUUUGUUGAAAUAACCCUCAAAACCGAUCGAAACAACUCAAAAUUUUGAGUUGAAAUUACUUGCUGUAUUUUGUCAAACUCCUUUGGAAAUAACAACAAAAAUUUUGAUUUGAUUCAACCCACAACGGCGUUGAAUCAACUUGACUGUGUUUUUUUAUUUCAAUGAAAAUUAUUGUGGUUUACACGUGCCCCCUUUCUGUCAAAAUGUUGACAUUUUCUCAGUGGGCUGAUCGAUUUUUUUUUCCGUUCCGUGCGGUGAGGCUAUACAAAUGGAUCCGUGGCCUGUUUAUCUGAGCGAUUCGCGGAAUACGAAAAGGUUGUGCUCGAGAUUCGGGUUGUUUUCCAAGCCACCCAGAAUGAGGCCGACUAAAACCCGACAAUUGAGAUACCAAAGCUGCCACCACCAGAAGUUCCUCAGCGUGCAUUGCAAGAUGGAGAACCAACCCAGAUUUAUCGGAAUUCCCCAAGAUCUUAAUCUUCGACGGGACAUGCUUGACCUCUGCGGAAAACAGAACCACGAUCCGGAAGCCAGUGCCAACAUGGCCGCUCAACACGGGGAGACAAACUUGUCGGUUCACUCAGAAGCGGCGGUGUCAACGACACCAGGUGCGGUUCCAGAACAGCAAAAUGGCUCACGGUCUCACGGGCCAAAUUUGCUGCAACACUUGAAGGAACAGAUGGAAAUUAUUUGAAAUUUUCAAUAAAUAAAAAAAUUAAACAUCAA